AUGGACGAAGACACAAGGACCACCAGUGUCCCUAUCCUGAGGUUCAGACAGGACUGGCAUGUCUGGUACCGAGCAAUACACGACUUCGGAAGGGCAGAGGGAGUAUGGGACCUAGUAAGACCAGACCUAGAAGGAGAACCAGCCUUCCGAACGGAACCUGCACCAAUUACAAGACCACCCAAGGAUACAGACGCCAGAACGUGGGCCAUGUACGAAUUAGACCUCGCAAAGCAAGACAAGGAAUUCGACCAGUACGAUAAGGAGCAGGAUGCACUAUGCAAGUUUCGAUACCACUUAGUAUGUAGCGUACAACACCCUAUCAUGACGAGUCUGGCGCUAGAAGAACACUCCCACGUCAUCUUUAAAAAGCUAAAGGAACGCCUCUGCCCAACAAAGUCGGAGAGAAGACGAGAUGUAAGGCAACGUUGGAAGUCUUUAAUGGAGGACCCGCCGGCGAAGGACGUUGGUAUUUGGCUUCAAAAUUGGGAGAAUACCUAUGAAGACGUGAAGGAACUCGGUAUAUUGGAUGAAGAAUCCGCAAUUGACGACCUUAUCGAGGCCAACGAACAAAUCGACCCCAUGUACACACGUGUUUUGGAGAUCCAUAGAGAAGACACCAAUCCCCAAGGUGAAGACCGAGUCACCUUUCACCAAGUCGUCAGCAAGUUCCAGGAGCGCUACAAGAAGAAGCCGCCAGUGCACAAGUCCAAAUAUCGAGUCUACCAUUAG
Messenger RNA from Trichophyton verrucosum HKI 0517, 729 nucleotides. RefSeq lists its product as uncharacterized. The record is from RefSeq and is a predicted model, not a curated record. NCBI's taxonomy places the organism in Eukaryota, Fungi, Ascomycota, Eurotiomycetes, Onygenales, Arthrodermataceae. The transcript has a single exon. Bases 1 to 729 code for a protein of 242 amino acids.